Molecule: messenger RNA, 1248 nt
Organism: Oppia nitens
Lineage: Eukaryota; Metazoa; Arthropoda; Arachnida; Sarcoptiformes; Oppiidae
Exons: 4
Coding region: 205-1248 (347 amino acids)
Source: RefSeq, a predicted model, not a curated record
AGUCAGUUGUUGUUGAUUAUCAUUACCACAAUAGCCAUCAUUGUUGUUGUUGUCGUUGCUGUCGAUGAUAAUUAUGAAGUUUGCAAAUACUUGAGAACUGAUAACAAAAUAACUGAAGGAUUAUAUCAACCGGAAAAUUACAAACCAUUCAAAACAUAUUAUCCGAGUCUAGCAACUGAUAGUACAAAUUCAUACAAACAACUAAUGUAUACAAAUGAGUGGAUGUGGCGGAUAAACAUAGGCCCGGAUACGGGUAAUAUUAAUUCAUUUACAAUGGAAAUACCUGUUAAACACAAUAACUAUACAAAGAUUACCGAUUGGACGACCGAUAAAAAAUUUAUCAACAAAUUUACUAAACGACGCUACGAUAGUAAAACUAACCAAACUUUACAACUAUACAAUUGUAUAGUUUAUGCUAUGAUUGGCCAAACCUCAACAACUAUCAAUUGCUCGAUGACUGGCCCUAAUAUAACCAAUGUUAACAGCAAAUCACUAACAAUUGAUAACUGGCCGCCCAAUGAUACUACCUAUCCAAAUGAACCGGUAUUUGUUUGGACAAACGAUGAUAGGGAUGUGGGUGGGAUUUGGAAACUAUUCAAACAAUUGCAUAUUUGUAUAAAAUUUUAUCCCAUAAAUGAUCCCAAAAUAUUUAGUGUUUGGACAGUCGAUAAUGAUUACAAUAGGUGUGCACCAGAAGCUUACCGAUUAGUUAGACCUAAACUAAUUGGCCGAAAAUUGAAGGCAAUUACUUACAAUCAUUUUGAUUUAAAUCAUUUGAUUGGCUUAUGGUUUAAUAUCGAUGGCCAACCCAUGUACUGUAUAACACCAAUAUCUCCCAGAUUUGUGGAUCAGUGUUUAUCAGAGUCAAAAUUGAUACCAUUUAUGAGCCAUUGUUUUCAGGAUAACUUACCGACAUUGAAGACAACUAUAGAAAGUCAUGGAUCAACAGUUACUGAUAGUACCGAUGCCAACACUACAAUAACAACAGCCGUAUCGGUCAGUCCUACUAAACCAUUGGUAGUCAAGUUAAACACUGGUAUCAUAUUAUUGAUUGUCAUAAUAGCCAUAAUCAUUGUCAUUGGUAUUGUUGUCGUGUUUGUCGUUUUGAUAGUAUAUUUGAAGUCCAAACGUAGUGCACGUAAUCAACAAAACCAACUGUCCCGACACCACCACCACCAACAACAACAACCAUACAAUAGAUCUAAAUCUAUUUUAAAUGAUUCAUCCAUCAGAUCCUAUAGUAGUUAA